UUCUUGGGAAUCACUGAAGAAGUGAAGAGUGAAGAGUGAAGAAGGGUUGUAUUUGAGUCGAGUCUGGAAUGGCGAUGGAAGAAGGUGAGAAGAUGGCUAAUGGCAAUAAUGAUCACGAAAUCAAAUCGCUCCUCUCAUCAACAGGGAGGGAUUUCCUUAUCCGGAACAACGGCGAACAGGUGAAAUGUGACGAUUUGAGUGGGAAGAACAUUGGGCUAUAUUUUUCUGCGUCAUGGUGUGGGCCAUGUCGACGUUUCACUCCAAAUUUAGUGGAUGUUUAUAAUGAACUCUGUCCUCAAGGUAAUUUUGAGAUUAUAUUUGUCUCGGCUGAUGAAGAUGAGAAUGAAUUCAAUGAGUAUUUCUCCAAGAUGCCAUGGCUUGCAAUCCCUUUCUCUGACUCAGAGACACGUGAUCGGCUUGAUAAAUUGUUCACGGUGACGGGGAUACCCUACCUUGUAAUACUUGAUGGGAAUGGCAUAGUUGUUACCCAGUCUGGUGUUCCGAUCAUACGUGAUUAUGGAGUGGAAGGGUUCCCAUUUACAGUAGAAAAAAUCACAGAGCUAAAAGAGCGAGAGGAAGCAACCAAAAAGGCACAGUCAUUGAGUUCUAUAUUGGUUUCACAAUCUCGGGACUUUCUAGUUUCAAAUGAUGGGAAGCAGGUUCUAGUCUCUGAGCUUGAAGGAAAGACAGUAGGUAUAUAUUUCUCCUUGUCUGGUUAUGGUUCAUGCAUGGAAUUUACUCCAUUACUAGUCGAAGUUUAUGAAAAACUGAAGGGGAGAGGAGAAAAUUUUGAAGUGGUCUUAGUCUCCCUUGAUGAUGAUGAAGAAAAGUACAAGGAAGACUUCCAAAAAAUGCCAUGGUUAGCAUUGCCUUUCAAGGAUAAGACUUGUAACAAGCUGGUUCGAUACUUUGAGCUUGAGACUCUUCCCACCCUUCUUAUAAUAGGGCCGAAUGGAAAAACUCUGAAUCCCAAUGUUGCUGAGCUCAUAGAAAAUCAUGGAGUUCAAGUAUACCCAUUCACACCCGAAAAGUUGGAAGAGAUCGCAAAGAUAGAGGAGGCAAAACUAGAAGCACAAACUUUAGAAUCAAUUUUGGUUCUGAAAGAUCGGGAUUUUGUGAUUAGUAAAGAGGGCACCCAGAUUCCGAUCUCUCAGCUUGUUGGAAAAAACAUCAUCCUAUACUUCUCUGCAGAAUGGUGUCCCCCAUGUCGUGCUUUUCUACCUAAGCUGAUCAAUGCUUACCACAAGAUCAAGGCAAUGGAUGAUGCAUUUGAAGUGAUUUUCUUAUCUAGUGAUAAUGACCAAGCUUCCUUUGAUGAAUUCUUUUCAAAGAUGCCAUGGUUAGCCAUCCCUUUUGGUGAUGAAAGGAAAAAGUUUUUAAGUCGCAAGUUCAAGGUUUCUGGUAUCCCUACUGCAAUAGCCAUUGGACCCACUGGCAAGACCAUCACCAAGGAUGUCAGGGAACUUAUGAUGGUCCAUGGGGCUGAUGCUUAUCCUUUCACUGAAGAACGCUUGAAAGAAAUGGAUGCAAAACUUGAGGAGCUUGCAAAGCAAUGGCCUAAGAAGGUCAAGCAUGAGCUCCAUGAGGAGCAUGAACUUGUGCUUAUUCGAUAUCCAAUAUAUGGUUGCGAUGGGUGUGGGGAGGAUGGCAAUGGCUGGUCCUUCCACUGUGAAGAUUGUAAUUUUGAUCUCCAUCCAAAGUGUGCUCUAGAGGAAGACAAAGCAAAGAAAGAUGAUGCGAAAGAUGUUGAUGCCGAUGAAGGGAUUGAGCAAGCUUCCAAGGAAGAAUGGACCUGUGAUGGAGAGGUUUGCCGUAGGGCUUGAGGAGUUGAUAUUACCAUAAAUUGAUACUUAUGGCACUAUGAUCUCUAUUUGCUUGUUUUGUUGUAGACCUAAUCAUCUUAGUUGAAAUGUAUUCAUAGGGCUGCUCUGUAUUUAAGCAUAUAUAUAGGUUUGGUUG
Telopea speciosissima is the source of this 1959-nucleotide messenger RNA. RefSeq names its product probable nucleoredoxin 1. Lineage: Eukaryota; Viridiplantae; Streptophyta; Magnoliopsida; Proteales; Proteaceae. The coding region runs from base 69 to 1823 and encodes 584 amino acids. The transcript has 4 exons. The record is from RefSeq and is a predicted model, not a curated record. Gene Ontology annotation, molecular function: thioredoxin-disulfide reductase (NADPH) activity.